This is a messenger RNA of Verticillium alfalfae VaMs.102, 1167 nucleotides long. RefSeq names its product DIL and Ankyrin domain-containing protein. Gene Ontology annotation, molecular function: GTPase binding. Lineage: Eukaryota; Fungi; Ascomycota; Sordariomycetes; Glomerellales; Plectosphaerellaceae. The transcript is spliced from 5 exons. The record is from RefSeq and is a predicted model, not a curated record. The coding region runs from base 1 to 1167 and encodes 388 amino acids.
AUGGAUCUGGGGGAUUCUAACGGCGCACACGAGCAGCACAAGAUGCCUCGCGCGCUGCCCGCCGACCUCCCCACCUCCCUCAACGACAGGAGACAGCGGCCGACGGAUCUGGUCCAGGAGACCGAGAUGUAUGAUGGCUGGCAAGGCAUGUCUCUGAACCCUCCCUCUUCCCAGUUCCUGACGUCCCCGAUCCUCGCCAAACCGCUGUCCUUCACCGAUCUGACCCUCGACGACGACCGCGCCUACGACGACGACGCCGCCGCCAAGGGCCCCGCCAGCAGCGACACGCGCCUCAUGGAGAUGCUCGCCGCCCAGGCCGCCCACCAGGCCGCCCCGAGCUUUGGCGACGAGGCCGCCAUCCUCGCCGACGACGCCCUGUCCGAUGCCGAGCGCCGCGACAUGCUGCAAAAGGCCCUCAACAUGGCCGCCAGCAACGGCGACGUCGAGCGCAUCGAGCGCCUGCUCGGCGGCGAGGCCAAGGCCCUGCUUGAUAUCAAUGCGGCCGACGAGGACGGCACGACGCCCCUCAUCUAUGCCAGCUGUUUUGGCCACGAUGGCGUCGUGCAGGCGCUCAUCGACGGCGGCGCCGACGUCGACCGCCAGGACCGCAACCAGUGGAGCGCCCUCAUGUGGGCCAUGACGAACCGCCACAAGGGCAUCGCCAAGAUGCUGCUCGACAAUGGCGCGUCGCCCGAGCAGAAGACGUCGUCGGGCCGCACGGCCUUUGACUUUGUGCCGCCCGACAGCGACAUGUCCUUUUACCUCCACGACAGCGGCUACAACAUUGGCAACGCGGGCACCGACGACUUUUACAACCCGGGCUUCGAGCAGGACCGCUUCGAGGAGGAGAUGGCCGAGAACGAGAUGCGCAGGCGCAUGAUGAUGGACAGCGCGCGUGAUCUCGAGGUCGACCUCGGCAAUGUCGGCAUCGACGAUCAGCCAGAGGAACCCGAUGAGUUCGAGGAAGAGCAGCCCGAGUUUGACUGGAGCCGCUGCCUGCACGACCAAAUGUUUGUGUUCCAGGAGCACGAGCUCGACCGCAUCCUCGACAUUGUCAUCACCAACAUGCGCCCGCAACGGUCGCCGACGCAGAAACCGGUCCCCGCCAACAUGAUCUUCCUCAGCGCGCGAUCUACGACGUGGUCGAGGAGUACCAGUGGGACAUGA